CGAGUCGCAUGGAGUUCCAAAUUUGGUUGGCAAGGUAUCCAUAAAUAGAAAAGUUGCCUAGUUUCAUGCACUAAGCUUAACCAUAAAAUCAGAUUGAUCACAUGUGGUUAGCAUCAAUCAUAAAAACAACGAGAUAGAGAGAGAGACAUGACUGAGGAGAGCCCAGAAGAGGAUCAUGGGUCUCCAGCCGAAACAAAUCCAGGAAGCCCUUCUUCAAAGACCAACAACAACAAAGAACAAGACCGGUUUCUUCCCAUUGCAAAUGUCGGAAGGAUCAUGAAAAAAGUUCUUCCCGGUAACGGUAAGAUCUCAAAAGACGCUAAAGAAACCGUUCAAGAAUGUGUCUCGGAGUUUAUUAGUUUUGUCACUGGUGAAGCUUCUGAUAAGUGUCAAAGAGAGAAGAGGAAGACCAUCAAUGGAGAUGAUAUCAUUUGGGCUAUCACAACUCUCGGUUUCGAAGACUACGUGGCUCCAUUAAAGGUCUACCUCUGCAAAUAUAGAGACACCGAAGGAGAGAAAGUUAACAGCCCAAAACAACAACAACAAAGACAACAACAACAACAACAACAACAGAUUCAACAACAGAAUCAUCAUAAUUAUCAGUUUCAAGAACAAGACCAAAACAAUAACAACAUGUCAUGUACUAGUUACAUCUCUCAUCAUCAUCCUUCUCCAUUCCUACCGGUGGAUCAUCAACCAUUUCCCAAUAUUGCUUUCUCUCCUAAAUCAUUGCAGAAACAGUUCCCGCAGCAGCAGCAUGAUAAUAACAUUGAUUCCAUUCACUGGUGAGAGAGACCUUUGUUUUCUUCUUCUUUCUUUUCAUAUAUUAUAUGCUUUUGUGAGUACAUCUUGAUGCUUAUAUUAAUUAUAUUGUUGCUAAAUAGAAACAUUAGAUACGUACAUUUUGAUAUUUUCAGUAUACCCAUGUCAUGGUUUUGUGUAACAGACAUACUUCUUCAUAUAUUUUUUUCGAAUCGGAUUA
Molecule: messenger RNA, 982 nt
Organism: Arabidopsis lyrata subsp. lyrata
Lineage: Eukaryota; Viridiplantae; Streptophyta; Magnoliopsida; Brassicales; Brassicaceae
Product: nuclear transcription factor Y subunit B-7
Exons: 1
Coding region: 148-789 (213 amino acids)
Biological process (GO): regulation of transcription by RNA polymerase II
Cellular component (GO): nucleus; CCAAT-binding factor complex
Molecular function (GO): protein heterodimerization activity; RNA polymerase II cis-regulatory region sequence-specific DNA binding; DNA-binding transcription activator activity, RNA polymerase II-specific
Source: RefSeq, a predicted model, not a curated record